Molecule: messenger RNA, 679 nt
Organism: Schizosaccharomyces japonicus yFS275
Lineage: Eukaryota; Fungi; Ascomycota; Schizosaccharomycetes; Schizosaccharomycetales; Schizosaccharomycetaceae
Product: 40S ribosomal protein S15
Exons: 1
Coding region: 65-526 (153 amino acids)
Biological process (GO): translation
Cellular component (GO): nucleolus; cytosolic small ribosomal subunit; small ribosomal subunit
Molecular function (GO): RNA binding; structural constituent of ribosome
Source: RefSeq, a predicted model, not a curated record
GGCCAUUCUACACCAGGAAACACAGAGUUCGCGUCUACCAACCACACCGAGACUUCCACUCAAAAUGGCCGAAUCCCACGACGAAGCAGUCCGUGCUGCUGAGCUUAAGAAGAAGAGAUCCUUCCGUACCUACUCCUACCGUGGUAUUGAGCUUGAGAAGCUCUUGGACCUCUCUGCCGAGCAGUUGGUCGACUUGUUCCAUGCUCGUGCUCGUCGUCGCAUGCUCCGUGGUCUUGGUGCCAGCGCUUCUCGUUUCAUCAAGAAGCUCCGUGUCGCCAAGGCUCAAGCUGCUCCCAACGAGAAGCCUGAAGUCGUCAAGACUCACUUGCGUAACAUGAUCAUUCUUCCCGAGAUGAUCGGCUCUGUUGUUGGUAUCUACAACGGUAAGGUCUUCAACCAGGUUGAGAUUCGUCCCGAGAUGGUCGGCCACUAUCUCGGUGAGUUCUCUAUCACCUACAAGCCUACCAAGCACGGUCGUCCUGGUAUUGGUGCCACUCACAGCUCUCGUUUCAUUCCCUUGAAGUAGAGUGCUGGAUGCGAGGAACACAAUUGCUGCUGUCGCUUUGCAGUAUGGUCUAUUAAUGCAAAGUUUGGCUGCGUGUUAAAGAAACGGUUGAGAGUGUAAUGGGAGGGUUGUAGAUGGAUUGUUGAGCGUAGGGUUUAAAGAUUGUAAGGUGCA